UGUUUAAUUGUCUUUUUGCCAGGUCGAUGUGUAGGUCUAAGAAUUAAAAGCACAAGAUUUCAAAUUGCCGCUUUUCAGGGGAAGGGGAAGUACUAAUAAAGCAGCAUGGAUACAGAUACACAAAUAUUAUACAGAUAGAUCUAUAAUGAAGGGAACUGUUCCUUUAAAUGCGGGCUUGGCUGCGGCUGACAUGCUUUAGGCAGGAAGGAGGCCAUCUUUCGCCUCUUUUCUCCUAGGAGGAGGAAGUGAAUUGAAUUUUGCAUGGCAAAAGCAGCAAGCCAUGGCAGAUAACUACCGGGACUACAACUUGACAGAGGACCAGAAAAUCCUUAAGACGAAGUACCCGCCUCUCAAUAAGAAAUAUGAAUAUCUGGAUCAUACUGCUGAUGUGCAGUUGCAUGCCUGGGGAGAUACCUUGGAAGAAGCAUUUGAACAAUGCGCCAUGGCCAUGUUUGGGUACAUGACGGAUACGGAGACGGUUGAACCUCUGGACACAGUAGAGGUGGAAGCAGAGGGACAUGACAUGCUGUCUCUUCUCUUCCACUUUCUGGAUGAGUGGCUUUAUAAAUUCAGCGCCAAUGAGUUUUUCGUUCCCAGGGAAGUUAAAGUGCUCCACAUUGACCGAAUAAGAUUCAGAAUAAGAUCUAUUGGGUGGGGAGAAGAGUUCUCUUUGCCCAAGCAUCCCCAGGGCACAGAGGUCAAAGCUAUAACCUAUUCAGCGAUGCAGAUUCAUGAGGAUGAAACGCCCGAGGUCUUUGUCAUUAUUGAUAUCUAAACAAAGUGCCCCGAAAAACUGCAUCACCCUGGUUUAACUGGCAGAAGUGCUGUACAUCCUAAUCGAAGUGUUUGUCCUCCUGGAAAUGACUCGGCAGAGGGCUAAAUGAACCAAAGUGGUGAGGAGCAUCCGGGACUCCUGAGGAAUGUCCAGCUCUGGCGUGUUACUGAGGCUGAUACAUCAAGCAGAAAGCAUUGAAAAGAUGAUGUGCAUGUGUUGAUUGCUAGCCCAAGCAUGAUCUGGUACUGCAGCCUAUAAUGUGGUUUUUAAAUGCUGGAUUCUAAUUCCUUAUCUACUUUGGUGGGAGACUAAUAUUCUUUAGUGACAGGAAAUGCAGGGAUUUAAGACUAUUCACUCUCUUCUGUCUUAAUAAUACUACCUCUUCUAUUGCUUCUUUUGUCAUUUAUAGCCCAUUGUAAAAUACCCACCAUAAAAUGCUGCUUUCCUCCAGUGA
Messenger RNA from Lacerta agilis (Sand lizard), 1229 nucleotides. RefSeq names its product zinc finger and BTB domain containing 8 opposite strand (gene TSLIG1). Bases 281 to 775 code for a protein of 164 amino acids. Gene Ontology annotation, biological process: tRNA splicing, via endonucleolytic cleavage and ligation. Gene Ontology annotation, cellular component: tRNA-splicing ligase complex. The record is from RefSeq and is a predicted model, not a curated record. Lineage: Eukaryota; Metazoa; Chordata; Lepidosauria; Squamata; Lacertidae. The transcript is spliced from 7 exons.